AGAGUAGGAUUUUGCACGGGGCACCCCUUGGAGCAGGGUAUGGGGUUCAUAGCGGGUUGUGCUCCGGUGUUACCCCCAGUUCCUGGGUCAGGGGGGUGCUGGGGGAGAAGAGAAGCUCAAGGGGUGAGGGCCUGAGUAACGUGGGGCCUCCCAAGUCAAGAGGGGGGACAGUGAGGGUAGGCACCCUGCUUCCCCGCUCCUGCAGGUGCGUGGCAUGAUGAGUUCCCCUGGCAGGGCCAGCAGCGCCUUCCCCCUGCACGUCCUGGUCUGGAAUAAUGACUACAGGCGGCUGAACGAGGAGCUGCAGGACCAGUUAUAGAUGCUCUUCUGUUUCAAAUCUCUAAGCUAAUAGUGAAAAAUAAGUAAGGAUGUUGAUCAGCGCGAUCCACGAGGCCGGACCUUGUUGCACCUGGCUGUGUCCUUGGGUUAUAUAGAAUCUGCCAAGGUCCUUCUUCAUCACAAGGCAGAUGUAACCAAAGAGAAUGCACAGGGAUGGACAGUUCUAAACGAGGCUGUCAGUACAGGGGAUCCAGAGAUGGUACAAAUGAUUCUGCAGCAUCGGGACUACCAGCUGACCUCCAUGACACUUGGAGGAGUUCCUGAGUUACUCCAGAAGAUUAGCGAGACUCCUGACUUUUAUGUGGAAAUGAAGUGGGAGUUCACAAGCUGGGUCCCGCUGGUUUCCAGGGUCUGCCCGAGCGACGUCUGCCGCAUCUGGAAGAGCGGAGCCAAGCUGCGUGUUGACAUCACGUUACUGGGCUUUGAGAACAUGAGCUGGGAGAGAGGGAGGUGCAGCUUAAUCUUCAAGGGAGGAGAUACUGGAGGUUGGGCAGAACUGAUUGAGAUCAAUCAUGAUGAGAAGUUUGUUACCACGGAGCGUUUUGAGAUCUCCCAGCAGAUGAAGCAUUUGACGUUGGGAUCUAUGACACCCAAAAGAAGAGAUGUAGAAAGACGCCUUACAUCUCCCAUUCUUAACACGUGCCUUGAUACCAGAAACAUUGCUUUUGAGAGAACCACAUCUGGAUUCUGGGUAUGGAGGACAGAAAAAGCAGAAAGUGUGAAUGGUUAUGAAGCAAAGGUGUAUGUGGCAAACAAUGUGAAUGUGGUCACCAAAAUCCGCACAGAACACUUAACAGAGGAAGAGAAGAAAAGAUACAAAGCUGACAGGAACCCCCUGGAAUCAUUUCUGGGUACAGUGGAGCAUGAGUAUGGUGUUCAGAGUACAACCAAGACAACAGAGUAUGCCGCAGCCAACAAUCCAACUGCUAUUACUCUGGAGGAAUACUUUGACCCAGAAUUUGAUCUGAGAGGUCGAGACAUAGGCAGGCCUAAAGAAGUCACCAUCCGAACACAGAAAUUUAAAGCAACCUUGUGGAUGAGUGAAGAGUUUCCCUUGUCUCUUAUGGAACAAGUCACUCCAAUCAUCGACCUGAUGGCCAGAACCAGUGCUCAUUUUGCCAGACUUAGGGAUUUCAUCACUCUGGAAUUUCCACCAGGAUUUCCUGUCAAAAUUGAAAUCCCCCUGUUUCAUGUGCUGAAUGCCCGGAUUACAUUUGAGAAUGUCAAUGGCUGCAGGACAGCUGACAGAACUUCAUCACAGAUGGCUGGAGGUGCACCCUGUGAUUCAGGUGCUAAUUUUGAGGUCGACCAGUCGGUGUUUGAGAUCCCCAAAUCUUACCACGUCCAAGAUGACAGCAGGAACAUACACGUGCAGGAUGAAGACAACGAGAUCAUGCAGUUUGCCAUUCAGCAGAGCUUGCUGGAAUCUGGUGGAGUUAAAGAUGUGGGGGUGCACACCAAUGGAGCCAUUGCAUACUCACAGGACUUCAAUAUACAGUAUCAGAGGGCACUGCAGGAGAGCUUUCUCACCAGCUCGGGUAACUCCCAGUGCAGCAGCCCUAGUGAGCCUUCCAGCUUUGAGAAGGACUUGCAGCUUGCCAUGGAGUUGUCUGUCCGAGAGCAGGAGGAGCGGGAGAAGCAGCGUCAGGAAGAGGAGGAUGCAGAGCUGCAGCAAGUCCUACAGCUUUCCCUGGUGGAGAAAUAACCCCUCCGUGGCCUCCUGAAAUGAGGAUGAGAACCAAAUCUGCACAAAACUGAAGGCUUUGGGGCUGUCAGGCUGAAGACCACUCCUGGAUUGCUUAAGUAAAUGUUUCACCUGCCCUCGAGGUUGGCACCAUCAGCUACCAAAAGCUGAGUUAUAUUUGUUUGAGGGAGUUUCAGGCCAUGGGACUCUGCAUGUGGCUCCCCAGUGCCGCAGUCUUGGCUCUGAAGGAAGGUUUUUAUCUAAAUGUAUUUAUUGAAGAGCAGAUGGAAACUUUGCUUAGCAUCAGGAUAUAGAAUCGCAGCAAAGCUUGAAAACCUGAUUUCCAGGGAGUUUAGGAGGGAAACUUCAUUACUUACCAAAGAAAUAUUCACCUGCUUAGUCAUUUCUGAGUAAUUCAAAGCCAUUGCCUGUUUCUUCCCGUUGUGACAUGGAAGAGUCUCUACAUGCAUACACACAUAGGGUAGUUCUUUGUGCUGACAGAUGGUUUCUGUUAGCUUUGUUUAUAUGUGAUUCUCUCUUUAGUUACUGAGAUUUUAGCAUGUGCUCCUGCUUAAGAGGGAUAAUUUUAUACUUGAACAGCUAAUCCAAGCUCCAGAUUAAACUAGUGCUUUCUGCAGAAAGGACAAAACAAGCAGCCAGUAAAAGCAGAUCCUAAACUGGGACCAUUUGCCAAGUAAAGCAGCAGUUUCUGCAGCGAUUCCAAACCAGCUCCUUCCCGUAGUCAGAGGGCAGCAAGAAAGUAAGUGCUAGAUACAGGUGCUCCUCUGCAGUCACUCGCUGCGUGCACGAGUGUGCCUGGGUGUGGGUGCUAAAGUCAAAGAGGAAAACAGGUCAGGUGGAAUUUUAACGUAUCCUUAGUGGAAGGUAAGUGUUAACCUGCCAUCGGAAGGGAAGCGCGUGUUGCUUUUUAGAACUCAACGGCUCAUCCUUCGUGUGAAGACAUAUAUUUUUUUAUCUGAGUAUUUUUAUUGAUUUUAAAGCAAGCCAAAUAGGCCUCUACUCCUCCAAGUGGCAUUGUAUGGGUUCACAGGUCUCUUUUAACCAGCUCUCCUCAGGUCUUUUCCUCAUAGGAGCUAUUUGUAGCUGUUUUAUCUGCACUUCUGUCGGUGUUUACAGUACUCACACUGUGACUCUCAAGUGCACUCCACAAGUACAUGAUGUACAUCCACGGGAAAGCCUUACUGUAGUUAAAUGUGAGCAAUAUUCCUCUGUUCUGGCUGGCAGAGUGGGAAGAACCUAUGGUACCUAUGGUCUGAUCUUACUACCUAAUCCUGCACUUGUUCCUCGGGCAGAACAGGGCAGUUCUGUGUGACCAACUAUUAACCAGUAUAAAAUCACUCGAUCGUAACCAGGGCGAUGGUUGGUGACUUGGAACCUUAUUUUAAACCAAUAAUCCAUUCUUUUACAUAGGAAAUGAUUAAAAUUCCUUCAGCAUACACUACAA
This is a messenger RNA of Pezoporus flaviventris, 3488 nucleotides long. It is a transcript of the gene ANKRD13A, whose product is annotated as ankyrin repeat domain 13A. NCBI's taxonomy places the organism in Eukaryota, Metazoa, Chordata, Aves, Psittaciformes, Psittacidae. The transcript has 16 exons. Gene Ontology annotation, cellular component: cytoplasm. Bases 536 to 2044 code for a protein of 502 amino acids. The record is from RefSeq and is a predicted model, not a curated record. Gene Ontology annotation, molecular function: protein binding.